UUGGUAACGGUUUUCACUUGAUUUUAUUGUCAAAGGAAAAUAUAAAUAAAUAGAAAAAAGAAAACAAAAUAAUCAUGUUUCGCCGUGGAAAACUAUCUUUCCUGAACACCAAGGAUGAUCGCAUUAAAAUAAUCAACGAACGUAUCAACAUAACAGAACGACAUUUGAUGGAGAUGUGUUCUUCAUUUGCUUUGGUAACAAGGAAAAUGGCGAAAUAUCGCGAUUCCUUUGAUGACUUGGCCAAAAAUGUAAAGAGUUAUGCAGAUGAUGAGGAAAUCAACGAGAGUCUCUGCCAGGGACUAAAGAGCUUCACCAAUGCGGUUACCAUUAUGGGGGACUACAUGGACAUCAAUGUUCACCGGUUGGAACAUAAGAUUGUCAAUGAAUUGGCGCAAUUCGAGCAGCUCUGCAAGUCCACCCGGGACAAUCUCCGCCUGGCUGUUAUAGCCCGGGAUAAGGAGGUUCUGCGUCAAAGGCAGAUGCUGGAGCUAAAGUCAAAAUUUUCAGCCAACAAUAGUGCCGCUGAUUCAGAGCUUUUUAAGGCCAAAAUGGAGGUGCAGCGCACCAACAAAGAGAUUGACGACAUCAUCGGGAAUUUCGAGCAACGGAAGUUACGUGAUAUAAAACAGAUUAUCACCGAUUUCAUCCUGAUCUCCAUGAAGCAGCACACCAAGGCUUUGGAGGUCCUCAGCGCAAGUUACUAUGAUAUAGGAAACAUAGAUGAACGCGACGAUUUUCUAGAGUUCCAGAAGCUUAUGAAAACGAAAGAAGAACCCACUCCCCGCAAGGCUGCAUUAAAGAAGGGUCUCCGAUCACAAUCCAUGGAUAGUUUGGAUCACGAGCACUUGGUGAGUCCACUGCAGAGACGCCAAAAGCUAUCCAGGAGCAGCAAAAAUUUGGCAGGAGCUGGAAUUAGCCAUGGUAGUAAAACAGAACCCGAAGAGGAAACUGACGAGCAAGAUGAGGAUGAUGAUGAUGAUGAGGUAAGCUAUGGGCAAACACUUUCUAUCCCUUAAAAUAUAAUUAAAGAAGAAGAAGAGGAAUCUGGAUCCGCAACAGAUGAUGAAAGGGAGCCGACACAGCCGAGCAGCCAGGUCACUCCCCGAGAAAAUGUGUUUGGGGCUAAAAUCCGAACCGCUGGCAAAGAAAGCAAUACGCCCUCGACCAGCGCCAGUGGGACUUCUGCUCCUUCGAAACCCAUCAGACAAACAGUCAAACAUCCUUUCAAGGCGGUGGCCUCCACCCAUGUAAGGCUGCAGAAACAGUUCCACGUGCCCCAGCACUAGCACUGAAAAUUCAAGAGCUCCUAGAGGUCACAUCAGUAUUGCAGACUGAAUUAGUCACAUAUGA
Molecule: messenger RNA, 1350 nt
Organism: Drosophila eugracilis
Lineage: Eukaryota; Metazoa; Arthropoda; Insecta; Diptera; Drosophilidae
Gene: Fam92
Product: protein FAM92A-A
Biological process (GO): cilium assembly
Cellular component (GO): ciliary transition zone; ciliary basal body
Source: RefSeq, a predicted model, not a curated record